AUGGCACGUGCAAAAACAUGUUGCUUCAACUUCUGUAAAGAAUUUAAGGAUUUUGCUACGCGAGGCAAUGUAUUGGAUUUAGCUAUUGGCAUCGUUGUUGGUACAGCAUUUACUAAUGUCGUCCAAUCAUUAGUUGAUGAUAUUAUUACACCUCCGUUAGGUUUAGUUUUGGGCGGCGUUGACUUUGCGAAUUUAACAAUUAAAAUGAAUAAUUUUGUUUAUACAAAUCAACCACCAGUUGUCAUUCGUUAUGGAAAAUUUCUUCAAGCGAUUCUUAGUCUAUUAAUUGUAGCAAUGGCACUAUUUUGUAUUAUCAAAGGUGUAAAUCACAUAUAUAAAAUAUCGACUAAAAAGAAAAAAAAACAUGAAGUCGAAUCGAUCAUCGAAGCAAGUGAAGACAUUAAACUGUUACGUGAAAUUCGAGAUCUGUUAGCUGGUAGAGCAUAUAUACAAGCAACAACUAUUCGAAUAUAA
This is a messenger RNA of Rotaria socialis, 474 nucleotides long. Lineage: Eukaryota; Metazoa; Rotifera; Eurotatoria; Philodinida; Philodinidae. The record is from the annotation of a GenBank genome assembly.